Symsagittifera roscoffensis is the source of this 2537-nucleotide messenger RNA. Its product is annotated as AFG3-like protein spg-7. Gene Ontology annotation, molecular function: ATP-dependent peptidase activity; ATP binding; metalloendopeptidase activity. NCBI's taxonomy places the organism in Eukaryota, Metazoa, Xenacoelomorpha, Acoela, Convolutidae. The record is from RefSeq and is a predicted model, not a curated record. Bases 18 to 2363 code for a protein of 781 amino acids. Gene Ontology annotation, biological process: mitochondrial protein processing. Gene Ontology annotation, cellular component: membrane; m-AAA complex. The transcript is spliced from 15 exons.
UAUUAAAUAGGGUUGUAAUGCAAGUUCUCUGUGGUAGGACAUUGGCUGUUAGAUCUUAUGAGCUGUCUUCGAUUUUUAUUCGGCCGCAGUGGAAAUACCGAGCAUGUAGGGGAAGCUCUUCUCUCAUGAGGUCUCUGGCCAUUUCUUCACAUCGCUACUUGUCUGCUCAGCCUGAUAAGAAACCAGAUAAAAAGAGCGAAAAGAAAGAAAAGGACAAGGAGUUUGAAGAGUUCAUGGAUCAGACGUUCAAAAAGUUAGGUGACUUUAUAAAGGAUAAGAUGGAGAAUGAGAAGGGAGGAGACAAGAACAAGAAACAGUCGAAUAACGAGAAGAAAGGUGGUGACGAAAAUUCAAGCUGGUCUACAGCAUUGUUUGCGUUGAGUGCAGUUGUGGCCUUGUAUUUGAUGGCCCGAUCAGCUAACUCGAAGGGUGAAAUGACCUGGACCGAGUUUACAAUGGCCCUAAAACAAGGAAGGAUUGCUAAAAUUGAUAUAAUCAACAGAAGCUACGCAGUUGUGUACAUGGACUCUGAUAGCGAGUUCUCCAGCGGGACGCGUCAGUGGAUAAACAUAGGCAGUCCAGACAUGUUCGAAAUGCGGGUGUCUCAGACGGCGAAGGACUUAGGUCUGGACCAGAUGCACACCCCACCAAUUCAAUACAAGACGGACAUUUUGAGCUCCAUUUUUAAAACGCUCCUGGAGUUUGGAUUCAGCAUUGGGUCGUUGCUUCUGGCAUUCUACCUGCUGAAUCGGUUCAUGACGGGUCGCAUUGGCAAGAGUGGAGGAGGAAUGGGUGGAAUGGGAAGUAUAUUCAACCCUGCUGGACAGGGACACUCGAAAGUAGUUACUGAGAAUACAGGAGUCAAGUUCGCAGAUGUGGCUGGAUGUGAGGAAGCUAAGAUUGAAAUCAUGGAGUUCGUCAACUUUCUCAAGAAUCCCCAACAGUACACUGCUCUGGGUGCCAAAAUACCCAAAGGCGCAAUGUUGACUGGGCCGCCUGGAACUGGAAAAACGUUGCUGGCGAAAGCAACUGCAGGAGAGGCAGGAGUCCCAUUCAUUUCAGCUAACGGAUCUGAAUUUCUUGAAGUCUUUGUAGGAGUCGGCCCACAGAGGGUGCGUGAGUUGUUCAAAACAGCUCGGGAAAAAGCGCCAGUGAUUCUGUUUAUCGAUGAAAUUGACGCCAUCGGUAGAAAGAGAUCGGGAGGUAUGAUGGGAGGCAACAGCGAGCGGGAGAACACUUUGAACCAGCUGCUGGUGGAGAUGGACGGAUUCAAUACAUCGGCUGACUUGCCAGUGAUAGUAUUUGCAGCUACUAACAGGGGAGAUGUACUGGACCAGGCACUGUUGCGACCAGGCAGGUUCGACAGAAAGAUCGAAGUAGGGCUGCCGGACAUCAAAGGAAGAGCAUCAAUCUGUAAAGUACAUCUGAAGCCUUUGACAAUGGAACUUGACAAAGCUGAAUUUGCGAAGAAGCUCUCGGCACUGUUGCCGGGCUUCUCAGGGGCGGACAUUGCGAACGUGUGCAACGAGAGCGCUCUCAUAGCCGCGAGGGAGGGGUCCAAUCACAUCAACGAGAAACACUUCGACUCCGCCAUUGGCCGGGUGGUGGGAGGACUGGAGAAGCGUUCUCGGGUGCUGCAGGAACAUGAGCGAAAAACAGUGGCGUACCACGAGGCAGGCCACGUUAUUGCAGGAUGGUUUUUCGAACACGCAGAACCAACUUUGAAGGUGUCGAUUGUGCCGAGAGGGAGGGCCCUUGGCUACGCCCAGCUGACACCCAAGGAGCUCUAUCUGUACUCGACUGAGCAAAUCUUCCACCGCAUGUGUCAGCUGUUCGGCGGUAGAGUGGCUGAGGAAGUGUUUUUCGGACGCAUUACCAGUGGCGCCCAAGAUGACCUACAGAAGAUCACCAAUAUGGCAUACUCUCAGGUUGUGAUGUGGGGAAUGGACGAACAGGUGGGUCCGGUGUCCUUUGACAUGCGGCAGACCCAGGAGAAUUUCGGCCAGAAACCUUACAGUGACGAGACUGCCCGACUUAUCGACGAACGAGUACGCAAAAUAGUGCGAGAGGCACACAGUGCAACGACCGAAAUGCUUCAGCAACACAAAGAAAAGCUAGCUGCGCUGGCGGAAAAACUAAUGCUCAAGGAAAUCCUGUCAAAAGAGGAGAUUGCGGAUAUUAUUGGUCCGAGACCGUACGAUACAAAGAAUACUUAUGAUGAAUUAGUGGAAGGCACUGGAGGAACAGAAGAGAAUACAGAAUUACCGGAAGGUCUGAAAAAUUGGAAUAAGUCUUCCGAAGAGUCCUCAUCAGACAGCGAAACUACCAGUGAAGAGAAUAGCAAUCAGAAGAAAGACGUCUAGUGUUGAAAAAAUAUUCACAUUCAAUGCUGAUGUUGAAUAUUACGUUUUUUCGUUUGCUAAACUGAAUAGCGUUUAGAACUCGAUUAUUUUCUCCUUAAGUAUUAGUAGUAUCUUAAUUGAAAUCUGUGCAAUGCGACUUUAUAGUUCAUUCUAAUUGAAUUAUUUUGCACCGAA